GAAAUCUUGUGGUCACAGUUUUUUGAUGUUUGUUUUUCUACCGACAAGAAGUUACUGCAAGUGCAGAUCCCCCGGGACCCACUGCACAAGAAGUUCAGAGCUUUUAAGUUAGGCUUUACGCAAUACGCAGUGCCAUGAACUUUUGAUUGAGAUUUGCGAUAAGUUCAUCCGAUGCGAUUCCAAUAGGGUGCUGGAGUACUACGGCGCAGAAAUAAUUCAGCGACAGGGCCUAUGGAUGCAACGUCGGCAAUGAAGCUUUCGCACGUUUAUUUCGUGCACGAUGCAAACAGGUUGAAUUUCAAUUUGUGGACAGACACACAUGCAGAGGUCGAGUAGUUGUGUAGCUAUCGUAAGCGUCUCUUCGUGAAAAGCAAUUCGCAGCUACGCAAAAAGCUCGCGUGUGUGCGUGCGCGUAAAAACGCAGCUCCGCGCACGCACGCGCGCGCGCGCGCACGUGUGUGUGCGUGCGCGCGCGCAAAACACACAAAACACCACGCACGCACACACGCUCAACUCACAGCUGUACAUGUCCCCUUUAUGAUGUUGCGCAGUGUUGUGUUUGUGAUCUGUAUUGUCCGCGGAGUGGCAGCGCCCAAAAAGCUUAGGGAGAAUGAAGAUAAAAAAGUAAACAUCAAGUUAAGGAUAAAAAACAUUAACUUUUCGCCGGAUAAAUCCGGCAUUUUUCCGGAUAAAUCUGAUACAUGUCUCGGAUUAAUCUAGAGUUCGGAAGCUAUUUGUUGGGUUUUUCCAUGUUAUGGGGCGGCGUUGCUGGAGCGUCGCGCUAGUGUUUUGGAUUGUUGGUUGAAGUCUGCCGGCCCUCUCCGAGAUGCGAAAAGCGUGAAGACAUGUGCCCAAAAGGAUUUGUUUUCACACGACGCGCCUAGCGUUGUGCGUCAGUGAGAGGUAGGCGGCAGCAAUGUGAAAGGGCCGGCGAGGCAGGCUGGCAUGUGUUUCCGCGGUGUGGCGCGUUCCCUACUCCUCCGGGUGGCGCUACUUGGGAGACCUUGCCGGCCCCGGUGCGCCCACCCGGCCCAAACAUUUCGGCACGGCCCCAACGGAUUGGUGUCCGGCACGGUCUGGCACCUUGGGCACAGACAGGGGCCGGGCGAAUCUUCCCUAGGGGGCGUGCGCGGCAAGAUGUGGCGGAGGAAUGGCGGGGCGGCAAGCUUCAUGCUGUAGCCGGAGGGGAGCGCCGCUACCAUCACUCCCUGCGCUGGCGGAUUGGGUGCCAGGCGGCGCCCCCGGGGCUCCGAAGAUACAUAUUUUGGCUGGUCCUGCCCAGCCCUUUGCGCGGCCGUGGUGAUGCCGCACAACAAUAUUAAUCCGCGGCGGGCCAGCCUGGCAGGCAAGGGCCGGGGGGGCUCCGCGUGUCCGCCCGCCGCAUCGAGGCGCCCCCGCCCACUCGGCCCCCGAGCGGUGGGUGGCAAUAGCAUGGCGGGACGCGAUUAUGGGCGCAAGCUGGCGGGGCACCUACCAGGGCGCAAGCUGGCGGUAGCUAUUACUUGCGUAUCUUGUUGCGCGCAAUGCGGGCGAGCGAUCGGCCCCGGGGCGCGAGGCCGCCACGGGACAACGGGCGGGGCAAGCCCGCCGGGGCCCAAUGCAUUAUAUGAUUGCGUGCGCGCCCUUGCGGUUUCUGGGGGGGGCGCGGCUCGCUUGGCGAGGUCCCUGACCGGAAGGGGUGCCAUCGAUCGCAGGUUGGCGCAAUUGCUUGGGCGCGCGCCCGUUCUUCGUUUAUUUUACCUCGCCGCCCCCUUGUCCUCUGCCUGGCCGCGGUGGAGUCGGACAGGGGUGGGCCCCGUCCGGGCGUGCGUAUGGAGCGGCGCUGGCGGUCCGGGGGGGCGUGCCUCGUUCGCGUCACACACGCCGGUAGGCCGGGCGGGCGACGCUUGUGUCCCGACGUCUUUUCACACCCCGAUGCGCCCUGGGGGGUGCCGGGGCUUCCUCGCGCCCCGCGGCAAGCCUUGGCCGCUCGGCGAAAUGUCCCGCGCAAUCGCCGCGGGCCAGCGGAGACCAACCCUGGGACCGCGGCCCCCCGGAUCGUUCGGCACCGGCUUCCGGGCGGCGAUUGCAGCCUGCCCCGGCUCGAUGAGACGCCUCGCGCCAUCUCUUUGUGGUGGCUGGGCCCGGGAAGUUCGCAAACUGGCGUCUUUCGGAUUAAAUCCGAGAAGUUAAGGUUUCAAAAGCUUAGCUUAAGGCUUUGAAGCCUUAACUUAAGGCUUCAAAGCCUUCGCGUUUGUGAUCUGUAUUAUCCGCGGAUUGGCAGCGCCUAAGGAGGUACAUAGUGCCAAAAAUUAACCCCCCCGGCUGAUGGCUUUAGCGAGCGCGCGCGCUGGCUUUAGCCACAAAAGUGCUGGCUAAAUUUGAUCGAUUUCGGCCUUUGAAGCAUUGAACUCGAUGAAAUUGAGCCAGAGCUCUUUAACAUAGUGAAGUUACUCGCGGGCGCGCCUGGAGGUCUUGUGGAGGGACCAUGUCUGUAGGUGUGAUAGCAGAAGCCACCGCCUGUUGCUCGAUUUCUGGCAACCCACCCGAGGCUCUCUUGUGUUUCUUGUGGCGUUGGAGAGAGGCGGUGGAGGGCGGGGGGCGCCCUCUUGGGGGGAGGGGGGCGUGCGAAAGUGGCGCCGGAUUUCUUGGGCCGCCGGCCUGGGCAUCGAUCGGGACGGCUGGACUGCGCGCUCCCACUCUUGGUUAGGAGAGUCCGCGGGAAGAGCAUGCGCGCAUUGUGUGUUCCUGCUUCCUGGGGCACCGAUUUUGCUUUGGGCGUUGGCCCGGUGCAGCCCGCUGGCCUUGUUCCAAGGCGGAAGGCGGCUGGCCGCCCGGCAGGAAAACGUAAUGCCCGGCAUGCAAGAAAGCGGGCGCGGCGCCGAGGGGACUCGCCGGCCUCCCCCGCAAUGAAUGGGCCAGCCGGGCCUUUCCUUGCUUUGUGCCCGCGCGCGCGGCGCGCCCGCUGCCGCUGAUGAAGGUGGCGCGCCUGCAUCCCCCUUGCCCCUUGGGCGCCUGUUUUUGUGGUCGCAGUUUCUUUUUGCUGUGCCCGCGCUCCGCUUGUUGGAAGGGGGGGCGGCGCCCGCCAGCGGUCGCCCAAAUUAUUUUGUCGGUCUGGGCGGAUUGCGGUUGCUGCCCUGGUGGGGACGCCCGCUCGCCGUCGGCGCCCGGGCGUAGCAAGCUGCCCCAUGGGAGACAGCGACGGGGCCCGCCACCGCCUUUUGCUUUGCUUUUUUACCUUCCAUCCCGCCCCAUCGUUGGUGCUGCGCCGAGCGGCAUGUAGGGUCCCCCGCCGGCGGGCUGACCCCCGCCCGGCCGCGACUUUUGUUUCUUGGCGGGUAGGAGGUUGGAUGGGUGGCCCACCGCAAAUUUUGGGCGCCCGCCGGCCCUUCCCGGGCGGCCGGCCGCUUCAGGGGAAUGCCGUAUCCGCUGGCGGGCCCGAGUCUGUGUUGCCCGUCUCGCCCCGCAGCGCGCCCGUGCGUGGCUGGCCAGCAGGCCGGCCCGCCUUUCUACCUCCCUUAGUUAUGGCGGACCGGCGGGUUGGGCUCGCUUUGGGCGCCAGCUUGAAAUGCCUGGGCAAGCUGGCGUGACUUUGUCACGUUCCGUAUUGUUGCGGCACAGCAGUAGCGUCAGUUUUUAUAUCCGCGUCGGACGUAUCUGUAUCAAUAUCAAGGCGCUUCCGUCAGCACACAGUUGCUGUAGCGGCGGUAUAGUUUCACAUCAACGCUACUCGCUUUUCUUGACCUGUGCGCUGAUUCGUCGCAUUAUGUGCAAAAUUUUCCCAGCACAAAAAAAAGCGCAAAACUAUUUA
This is a messenger RNA of Amoebophrya sp. A120, 3790 nucleotides long. The record is from the annotation of a GenBank genome assembly. NCBI's taxonomy places the organism in Eukaryota, Dinophyceae, Syndiniales, Amoebophryaceae.